AUGUCUGAGUGGUAGGUGGGUGCGACAUGGUUGCUAGGGGUGUUGGAACCGGAAACGGACAAAAGCGUCCCUGGACGCUCCAUCAGCGGGUUCUGUUUUGAUAUGUUGUUGUUUUGCUAGCAGACCCAGUGAAACCAUUCUACUCAUUUGUAAGGGAAAAUGUCGAUAAUAAUCGCGCUUGACUGAUCUUUCCCUUACUGGGAUAACUUGUAGUUAGUAACCAUGACAGCAGCUGCUGCUCUGCAGAUUGGAGACCAGCUGAUCCUGGAAGAGGACUACGAUGAGAACUAUAUCCCCUCUGAACAAGAGAUCCACGAGUACGCACGAGAGAUUGGCAUUGAUCCCAAUCGGGAGCCCGAGCUCCUAUGGCUGGCCAGAGAGGGCAUUGUUGCCCCACUGCCUCCCGAAUGGAAACCCUGUCAAGACGUGACGGGGGACGUGUACUACUUCAACUUCUCCUCGGGCCAGUCCACCUGGGACCACCCGUGUGACGAGCAAUACCGCAGCCUGGUAAAUCAGGAGCGAGAACGAGCCGGCACCCAGCCUCAUGGGCCCCCCAUCACCGCCGCUAAAAAGGAGAAGAAAAAGAAAAAAGACAAGAAGGAGAAAAAGAAGAAGGCAAAAGACCAAGAGCUCCUGAAGCCACCAGGACCAUUAAGCUUGACCCUCGGGCCACUGCAGGCCCCGUUGGGGAGCCUUGCUCCUCUACGGGGUCUUGAUGGCCCGGCCUUGAGGGGGUCCCUGAGCAGCUCUGGAGGGCUGGAGCCCCUGAAGACUCCCCUUGGGGGUCCUCUCUCAAGCCUCGGGUCCAGUCUGCUGGGAGGGCGACAGGAGGAGCGUGUGGCUUUCUCGCCGCCUGGGUUCGAGGAUGACGAGGAUAACAUCUCAGAGGAUGAGCAGCCGAGUCGUCGUGGCUCGGCCAGACUGUUACAGAACCUGCACCUGGACUUGGAUGCGUUGGGAGGAGGGCUGCAGUAUGAGGACAGCGAGGCCAGUGGAGUGGCCCCACCAGAGGGGAAGACAGAAGCAGAGCUACGAGACUUGGCCCUGUCUGGAGUGCACAGCCCUGAGUCCCCCUCUCAGCAGGACUCCCUUCGUGGACGCCACCUCCUCUCCACCCCACCACGCGGAGGCAGCAGGGACUGCAGUAGUGCUGCUGGGGUCUGCCCCCCUACCCCAGACCCCCAGCCUGCUAAAACUAGAGACAGUGGAGAGGAGGAAGAAGAUUAUGAGGAUGGGUGGGGAGAGGACAGAGAGAGUGUGGCUGAGGAGGGAGGAGGUGAAGAGGAGAACCAGAGAGAAGUAGGGCAAGCGAGUGAGAAGAAGAGAGGAGAGGAGGGGGAGGGCAAGGACGUUGAGGCCGAGGUCAGUGAGGAGGUAGAGUGUGAAGGAAAGUUGGAGGAGGGAGAGGAGGAAAGUGAUGAGGUCAUAAAGAGGUGUGUAAAAAGUGAGGAUGGGGAGGAAGAGGAGACUGGUGACGUAGUUGAGGAAAAUGUCAAUACAAAUGAGGGAGAAGGAGGAAGUGAUGAAAUGAUGGAGAGAUAUCUUGGAGAGCAAGGAGAGAGUGAUGAGGUAGUAGAGCGGUGUGUUACAAAUGAAGAACUAGAGGUGGGUCAUGACAAACAGGUGGAGGACUGCAAUGAGCUAGUUGAGAGCCGUGUUAAAAGUGAAGAGGAACCAAAAGAGAGUGAUGAGAGAGACACUAAAAGUGAGGAAGCAGGAGAGGAAAAAGGGGGGGAACAGGAGGAAGAGAGUGAUCAGGUAGUAGAGAGAUAUAUGAAAGCGGUGGAGGGAGGAGAUGAGGAAAGUGAGAUAGUGGGUGAGAGAUAUUUCAAAAGGAAGCAUGUGGAAAGGAAGGAAGAGACUGUUAGAGACAGUAUAGAGGAGGAAGAUGAGGCAAAGGGAGAUGAGGAUAGUGAGGAAGUGGUUGAGAGGUGGUUGGAAGAGGAGGCUGAGGAGGGCGAGAGGGAGGUGGUGGAGAGGUGUGAGGAAGAGGCGGAAGAUGAGGGUAAAGAGGAGACUGGGGAGGGUGAGAGUGCGGUGGUGGAGAGGUGUGUGAAAAGUGAGGAAGAUGUGGAAGAUGAGGGUAAAGAGGAGACUGGGGAGGGUGAGAGUGAGGUGGUGGAGAGGUGUGUGAAAAGUGAGGAAGAGGUAGAAGAUGAGGGUAAAGAGGAGGCUGGGGAGGGUGAGAGUGAGGUGGUGGAGGGGUGUGUGAAAAGUGAGGAAGAGGUAGAAGAUGAGGGUAAAGAGGAGGCUGGGGAGGGUGAGAGUGAGGUGGUGGAGAGGUGUGUGAAAAGUGAGGAAGAGGUAGAAGAUGAGGGUAAAGAGGAGGCUGGGGAGGGUGAGAGUGAGGUGGUGGAGGGGUGUGUGAAAAGUGUUGAAGAGGAAGGUAAACAGGAGGGAGAGAGUGAAGUGUUGGAGAGGUCUGUGAAAAGUGAGGAAGUGGAAGAGGAGGUCGGCGAAGAAGAGGCUGAUGAGGGAGAGAGUGAAGUGGUGGAGAGAUGUGUGAAAAGUGAGGAAGGGGAGGAGGGUAAAGAUGAACCUGAGGAACUGGAGAGUGAGGUGGUGAGGGAGAGGUGUGUAAAAAGUGAGGAAGGGGAGGAAAAUGACAAAGUCUUCGCGAGAUGCUCGCUGAGUGAAAAACAGGCUAGGGAAGGAGAGGAGAGCAGGGAGGUGGAGGGGUGCUUCAAAAGAGAACGAAAAGAAAUGGAAGGAGACAAACUUGAAGAAGACAGUGAUGAGGUGUUGGAAAACUGCAUUCAGACCGUGCAAGCCUCACCGAAACCCAAAACAUCCGCAAGAUCAGAGGAAGUAAUCGAGAGACUCGAACAACAAACGGUCCAAGCUAAGUCCCUGGGGAAGAAGAAGAAGUUAGCAGACCUUAAACAAAGUGACAACAUGGAGGUGUAUGUGGGGAAGAUGAAGAAUGUGCCCAAACAAAGCCCUCUACCAGCAGAGCAGUCGGAGGCCAGCGAGCACAUGGAGGUGGCAUCUUCCUCCACCGAGGACCUCAAGUCUGGUUUUGGCUCCAGGUUGUCAGAGAAAGUCCUGGACCUGAAGGAUCUCUCCCCUGCUGUUAGUCCACUCCUGCAGGACAAAGUGGGGAUAGUGAAAGUCAGUGCGGAGGAGGAGAAGAAGGAACGGAGGAAGAGGGCAGAAGCUGCAGAGAGGCGUCUCCAUGGUGCAGGCAGGGAGGAUCCAGUGAUGGAAGACAGGCCCCCCAGCCAGCCCAGUGAAUCCCAGCAGACCACAGGGUCCUCCCACUGUGAGCCGGAACCCCGGCCGCGGGCCGAGGGGGUCAGCACCAGCGCCAGCCUAGGGGUGCCGGGGGUCCAGCGGCCUGACACCUCCAGAGGCCGCCUGGUUAGGAGCCCCAACGCCCACUACAAAGAGGAAGCCCCCAGACAGGGGGAGGACAGCAGAUGGGCCCAGGAGGAGGAGAGGGAGAAGGAGAGGAGGGAGACUGAGAGGAAGAUAGAGGAGGAGAAGGAGCGUGCGCUGCGGGAGAGGCAGGAGAAGGGGCGCCUCCUUCAGGAGGAGCUGAGCCGGGAGGAGGAGGAGGAGGAACGGAGGCUGAAGGAGGAGAGCAAGGAGAGGGUCAGGAGCCUGAGGGAGAGGCUCCAGAGUAAGGGGAGGGAAGAGGAGAGCAGGCUGAGUGUGGAGUCUGAAAGCAGGCUACUGGAGCUGAGGGAGAUGGCCCGGAGGGAGAGAGAGAACCAGCAACGCAACAUCAGGGAGGAGGGCGAGGCGAUGCUGAGAGAGCUGCGUGCCACCCUGGAGGCGGAGCGAGAGAGGGUAGAGGCCCAGAGGAGGCGGGACCUGGAGCGACUGAGGGAGGAGUCAGAGGAGAAGCUACAUGCGGAGAAGCGGAGACUGCUUGGGGAGCGGGAGGAGCAACUCAGCUCCCUCAAACAGGAGGGGAGAAGCAGUGCCAGUGAGAGGUGGAGGGAGUUGAAGAGCCCUCGUAGCCCAGAGCAGCAUCUAGCAGAGUACCAAAGAGAGUUGGGAGACGUGCUCCAGGAAGUAAGGGAGGAAGUGCAGCGUGACCACGCCAGGAAGCUGGGGCAGCUCAAAGAUGACCACCACCGAGAACUCAGCUCUAUCAGAGAGAGUCAUCUGGACCAGGAGGCUGUCCAAAAGGAACAGUUGCUGUGUGUCCUGCAGGAGGAGAGGGAUCGCCUGCUGGCCGCACACAGCGCCCAGCUGGAAAGACUCCGUACACAGCUAGACUCCCAGCUCUGCAAGACCCGCCAGACGCACACACGCAAGGAGGCAGAGAUUCAGGAGCUGGGGGACAGGAUGGAGCUGAGGGCCAGGGAACUGAAGAGCCAGGAGACAACACUGAAGACCCAGGCAGCGAAUUUGAAGAAGAGGCGGCAGCAGCUUGGGGAUGAAGAGGAUGAGAUAGACAGAGGAAUCGAGGCUCUGCCUGGAGUCAUGCAGGAGAGAGAUGGACUGAGAGAGGAUCUGGAGCGGGUGGAAGGAGAGAGGGACAGGGCGAGGCAGGAGGCGGAGAGAGGGCGGGAGGAGAGGACCAACGCGAGAGAGGAGUUGGAGAGAAUGAGGGAGGAGAGGGACAAAGCGAGAGAGGAGAGCAGGAGGAUGAAGGAGGAGCGGGACCGGCUGGAGAGCAAGGUGGAGCUGCUGCAGGAGCGAUGUGAUCGGCUGGGCCGCAGAGUCAGUGAUCUGGAGCAGAGUGAGAUCAAGAGGCCUUCUACUAGACUGGACAGAACAGAGGAGGAGAGGAAGAAGGAGAAGGAUUGUGAGGCAGCGCCCUCUGCUGGACAGGAGAAAGUGCUGCAUGUGGAACACCUGAAAGAACCUCUCUCCCCCAUCUCCAGAGACAGCGAGAGCAGCUUGGACGACUUGCAUCAGUACAUCUCCUCUGAGGGCCUGUCCCUGCAGAAGGCCCGGCGCUUCCUGGAGAGGGAGAGUGGUCGUCUGAGUGAGAGACAGGCAGCGCUGCAGGCAGCGCAGGCCCAGUCCAGCUCCUCUCAGUACCCCAACACCACCAGCCACGCCCAGGCCACACAGGAGAUGUACAGGAACCUGCAGCAGGUACGUGAGGCCAGUGAUGUGGAGGAGUUGAGGGUGACUGUGCAGAGGGGGAACUCGCUGCUACGCAGGAAGGAGGAGAGACUGCAACAGCUAGAGAGCUCCGUAGCUGAAGAGGUCUCCCAUCAUCACUACUAUGAUGACCAGGGCAGACUGGCUGAUGAUAGGAAGGUGACCUUUGAUGUGACUGAAUCGGAUAUGAGCAGCGCCAGCAACGGCCAUGAUGGCCCAGGUGGGGAGCCCACAGUGCCAGCUAAGGUGCAGCACUUAGCCGAGUCGCUCCAGCACAUCUCUGGCCAGCUCAACACAGUCCUGGGGGCCCUGGGCUCCCUGACCCAACGCCAGACCCCUUACCAGCCUCUCCCCCUACCUCUGCCCCUCUCCCAGCCCCGAACCCCCACCUCAAUGCCUCUUUCACAGCUCUCCAUGCCUCUGUCUGGGCCCUCCUGGGCGUGGGCCCCUCACAGCACCUCCACCCCAUUACGGGAUUCUGAGGACCUGCUCAAUAGCCGCUGGGCCAAGCUCUUCCCUGGGGCUCCUAUUGAGUCCAUAGCCACCAGUUCCUUGAGGACCAAUGCACUUUAUUCAGGGUACAGUCCUGCAAGUGAGCAGGCUCGUAGUCUGUCCUCCAUGCAGCCUAAGGCAGUGGAGAUGGAUGGCCAGAGGCUUCAGGGCCUGAUCGACGGCAACAAGAGAUGGCUGGAGACACGCAGGAAAGACCCCAGUGUACCUCUGUUCACGCGGUAUCGGACCCCCCCAACUAUGAGUGGACUGGUCCAGUUGAGCCUGGAUGACAACAACCAGAUUAAAGUGUACCAUUACUAAAGGGGGAGGGAGAAGUUACAUAAAGAGCAAGGAUCAACACAAGCAGAUAAAGCUGUAUUGUUAUUGAAAAAAGGCUAAGGACAGGGGUGUGUUUUUAAAAAUUCACUUUUAAUGCAGGGAUCCCUCUAGCUCUGGUCCAGGGCGCUACUAGAGGAACCGCCCUCGACUAUGUGUGGACCAAAGGAACGCCCUGGACCAGAGCUUGGAUUCCCCUGCAACCAAAUUUCCAUAUCAGAUUACUGUAAGAAACAUUUUUUAAGACAUCUGACCUCCAGUGUACUCCUCAGGUUUAACUGUGAUUGUGUGACAGAAGAGGACACUAGGGCGGUUUCAGUGGUCUCUGUAAUUUCAUUCCAUUGGCAUGCAAGGUUGAAUAGCUUGGGAGUAUGGCGACAGUAGCCCCGUAGUCAACAAAUCAGUUUGUUUGCCUCAAAAACAGAAUGCAUAGUUGUUACAUAUUCAAUAGGUGCUUCACUUUAUUAGGAGAGAUACCGUUGAUAUCUUACAUUUAUAAGCCUCAUAACUGAUGUGAUAAGUGACUAAAGAUCAUUGUCAUGGUAUCAGGUUGUAAUUGUGCUGUAUGAGAAGUUCAAGCCAUACCAUAAUAACCGCUACAAGGGCAGGACAACUUGUAAAGCAUUCAGUCUGUAUGAAAUUCUGGUAAGAGAGACCCUCUUCCAGUGUGUUUACUGUGCAGAUGUGUGGAAUUUUUACAGUAUUUUUAUAAAUAUUUUAAUAAAUGUAAAGUGGUGUAUAUUCAUAA
This is a messenger RNA of Oncorhynchus kisutch (coho salmon), 6643 nucleotides long. Its product is annotated as centrosomal protein of 164 kDa. Bases 223 to 5880 code for a protein of 1885 amino acids. Lineage: Eukaryota; Metazoa; Chordata; Actinopteri; Salmoniformes; Salmonidae. Gene Ontology annotation, biological process: cilium assembly. Gene Ontology annotation, molecular function: protein binding. Gene Ontology annotation, cellular component: ciliary transition fiber; centriole; centrosome. The record is from RefSeq and is a predicted model, not a curated record. The transcript is spliced from 29 exons.